AUGCAUUGAUUGCAUGUGUGCUUGGCUUGCAUCAGCCAAUGGAUCGGUAGAUACAAGACGUUCACUGUGUACGUAGGUGGCAUGUCCCACAGACACACACAAGAGCUGAGCUAGCUGCACACUGCACGCAAAUCACAGUAAGUAACCUGUCGUAAGUAACCUGUACGUAGCAAUUAAUUGCUGGCUGCCCGAGCAAGCAAAGGGCAGCCAGGUCCAUUUUGGUCGGAAGGAUGCGAUAGACAUUCCUUCUCUCUGUCUGUCUGUCUGUCUCUAGCACAUGCUGGCUGGCUGCAGAAUGGGGUGGCUGUGCUGCAUACAUGGCCUUCACAUAUGCAGCAAGGUAAGUCUGCAAAACCGACAACCAACACGAGCCGAGCUGGGCCGGCCUCGACUUGUACACGUACGUACGACUGACUGAUUGAAGGAUGCAAGCACAUAUGAUACACCAACGGAUGGAUGCACGAGGGAGGGAAGGAGGCCUGCAGGCACCGUGGAUUUGCCUCCUUUCCGUGCAGGCAGGCGGAAAAGCGUGGGCGGGUAGGAGAGAGGAGGAAGGCCCUAAGUCAUGACUUCGAUAAGACACCCUAGCUGGUCUCGCUUCGCUCGCUCAGGCAAGAGACUGCCAGUCGGGCCGGCCCGGCCCGGCUCAGCAGGGGAAGGAAUCAUACGACAGACAUCUCAAAAAAGGAUAUGUACACAGACUGCUUGCCUUGCCCUCAGACCCACCAGCCCUCCGCCAGUCCAUCCAUCCAUCCAUCCAAUGCUUCAAUCACAUCGACUGACUGAGUUGACCCCACUACUCACUCCUUGCGUGCCCUCCCGCCCCUUGCUCCUCUGGGCCGCCCCCGCCCCCGGCCGCCCCUCUUGCCUCUGCCCUUGACCUCGAUGCACUCGUACUCCUCCUCAGAGUCGCUGCCGCCCCUCCCGCCCUCAUCCAUGUCGCUGUUGUCACUGUGGCUCAGGCCAUACUUGCGCUUCCGUUUCACGCCUCGUGUCUUGGGCUUGUUGGCAGGGGCAUUGUCGGCCCCACCCUUCCGCCCCCUGCCGCCGCCGCGCCCUCCCCUGCCGGCCCUUGUGGUGCGUCUGCCGCGGCCGCCCCGCUUGCCGUGUGGGUGGUGUUGGUCCUCUAGCUCUUGGAGGAGCUGCUGCUCCAUGCGGGAGAUGCUCACGUCCACCGACUCCUUGCCGAGGUUCUCCCUCACCCACUCCUGAUGACCGAUCGAUGGAUGCACAGACACAGACAGACAGACAGACAGGCAUCUGUGUUGUCGCCUGCGGGUGAGUGUGUGUGCUGUGGUCAGUCACCUCGACGAUGUUGGUGUCGAUGUGGUCGUUGUGGUAUGCCUUGAGGAGGUUGAGAGUGAGGGAUUGGAAGGUCGACGGCGAGAAGACGUUGGUGGUGGCCUCGUCCACGGCAUACGUCCACUUGGGCUUCUCCUUCUCGCGACCGCCGCCCUCAGCCGACUGGUAAUCCGAUAUCCUGCACACCACACAAAGUGAACACACAUAGACCGACCUCCUUGUGCGUCUGUCUACCCCUCAUCCCAUCCUCACUCACUUUUGGUCGGUGAUGCCGUAUUUGUGUCUGAUGCUGGUCUUGAGCACGCCCGCGGCAGCACACACACAGCACCCGCCGAGCUUCUCCUUGCCCGUCAUGGCCAUCACGCCAUCCACCCGCACACGUCUCACAGAGGACCCGCCAGCAGCAGAAGCAGAAGCAGCAGCGGCAGCGGCAGCCGGCUGGCCGUUGUCAGGAUCACCAUCGACGGGGGACAUGGCUGCGUCUUGGCCCUGGCUGGUGGGUGUGUCAUUGUCACAGGUGGGUAGGAGGCACCCCUGGGACGAAAUCAGCGAGUUGAGCUCCGUCACGAGGACCAGCGCCUCAGACUCAAACUCCAGCAUGAGCGACCCCAGGAUGGACGCCACGUACUGCAGGUACGUCAGCGUGAAGUACAUCGACGCGGGGAACCCACUGUCGACAUCCAUCGGCUGGUGGUGCUCGUGGCCGUCGCCAUUUGGUUGCUCGUCUGUGUCUGCGGGGGGGUUGGCGGGCUGGGGCUGGUCGACGAGCAGCGAGUGGAAGGCGGGCGGUGGGGAGAGGUUGGCUUCUGCGAUGGUGGUGGCGAAUGACUCGAGGAAGCUGCGGUCGCUGCACUUCUCCAUCUGGUGACACAGGUUGCGCAGAAUCCUCUCGCGACUCUUCUGCACACACACACACACACACACGAGAGAACAUGCGUGGUGACGUGUGGUGUGGGUGCGUGUGGUUAUGUAUGUGUGUAUACGUACCUUGGUCUUUUGGCAUCUCUCUUUGUAGACUCUUGCGACGGGCUCGAUGACGCGCAUGUCGGGGGGCUGGAAGAGCUCCAGCUUGCCGGCGAAGUUGCGAUGGAUGGCCAGGAAGGACUCUCUGUGGACCGAUCACACACACGUCCGCACCAUGUGUGUGUAUGUGUGUGUGUGUAUACCUGAGGCAGUCUUCAAGACGAUUGACAAUGAUAUUGGGGUCGCGGUCAGUCAGAUCCUGAUGGUCGGUCGGACCAAGACGCACACAUGACACAACAAGCCCCUCCGCCCCUCCCGCUUCUGUCUGUCUGCCCAUUCCUUCACUCAUUCCUCGCACUCACUCCCUCACUGACUCACCUUGAUGAUCCUCACCGCCGGGCCGCGGACGUCUCCCUCGUCGCAGAAGUACAGGCAGAACAUGGGCGCCACAAUCUCGUGUGGGUUGAUGAGCCCCUGCCGCUGCAGCUGCUGCACCACCUUCAACGCCUCACAACACAGACCCUCCUCAGGGCUCAGCUUCCUCCGCCGAUCAUUCCUCUCGCCACCGCCACCAUUCUCACUGUUUGCUGAUGCAGGGGCGGCCAGCCGCACGCCACGCACGAUGGCGAGGAUGGCCGGCAGGUGGUGGCUGAGCGGGGCGGCGGAGUCCGUGGCCGUGGGCAUGCUCGCGGCCGCUGUGGCCGUGGUGGGGGUGGGGUGGGGGUGGUCGGCGGGAUGGGCUCCGCGCAGGGACAAGAGGCCGCCGUCACUCAGCUGCAGAGACAACGAACAGGGAGGGAGAGAGAGAGAGCCAUCGUGCUAUGUGUGCAGGCAGGCGAUGCGUGUGUCCGUGCGGCGGGCGGUCUUUACCGAAGCCGGUUUGUUGUGAGCCUCCUUGCUGCCGAGGUUCUGAUGGCGAGCAAAUAGAAUCACACGUCACCUGUGUUGUGGCGAUGCUGCCGCUGGUGCGUUAGUCAAUUCACCUCGACGGCCAGCUUUUCGAAUUUCUGCAGGAGGCUCGACAGCAUUUCGAGGGCAUUCGUCUGCAAUGCUGCUCACACACAGAGAGGGAGAGGGAGAAAGGCGGAGGGAUGUGCGAGUGUUCCGUGACAUCCCAGUGACAGACCCACCCACCUAUGGGUCGGCUCUGGUCCAGCGAAAAGGUGAUCGCAUCCUUCAGCCUGACGCACACAGGCCAGGACACAGACAGUGACAAACCAGCCCAGCCACUGCAAGUCCCGCAUCCCCGCCCCCCUCUCCAGUCCCCACUGUGUGUGUUACGCGUACGCACCGCGUCGAGUUGACGAACUGUCUAUGUGUGGCGUAGAACUCGCCACAGCUCUUGAGGAUGCCCCCCAGCGCCACGGCCUCGCAGGUCUGGAACUUGUUCAGACGGAUGAUGUCGAAGACGUCCAGCAGCAGCCCGUUGACGUACUCGAGGAAUUCGCCGCCGAUGCUCUCCUCCCACUUGCUGCUGGCCGGCAGCUGUGCGAUCAUGGUGUUGACGCCGUGGGUGAGCGACUCGAUAGUGAUGGCCUGCUCGCGCCGGGUGCCCCUGGGGUAGUUCUUGACGUGGGCGGUGGCCUUGGUGCUGCUGCUGGAGCCCUUGGACCGCACAGACGGCGUGGGCGACGUGGUGCCGUCAUCUGCUGAAGGCAGCAUCCAUCGACACAGCCAUGUGUGUACGCGUCAUGGGCAGAGUACUGUGCUGUGCUGUGCUGACCGUCUUUGCAGAGGUCGUCUGCACUUAGUAUGAUCUUGUCGAGUGGCAGGGCGGCGAGCAGACUGCCCAGCGCCAUCGCCACCCGGUGGGCAAUGACGAUGUGCUCCCUCGCCCUUGCCUGGCCCCUGGACUCGCUGAACUUCUUGCGCAGCCACGCCAGGUAGGCCACUCCGUGGACCAGCAGCGGCUCGAUGCAUUUCUUGUAGUCGUAUGUGACGUGCUGCACGACGGCUGCGAUGCAGGUGCGGGCGGCCUUGAUGAGGUAGCUGGGGGUGUUUUCCUUGAUGAUGCCGGCGAUGCUGUCGCUGUAGGUGGCGAGCUUGAGGAUGUCGUCUUGUGCCUUGGUGAGGGUGCUCUUGAGGCUGGCGGGGGUAUCCAUCGCUGGCAGCACCGCACUGAUGAUGUUUAGCACCUGAUGAUGCAUUCAGCACACCAACCAACACACCAUCCCUCUCUCUCUCUCUCUCUGUGUGUGUGUGUGUGUGUGUGUGGUUGCUCACAAUGGUGACGAGCAUUCCCUGGCUGGGAUUGAUGGCCACCUUGUCCUUGUUAAGGGUGAGGUACGGCGUGAAGUACUUGACGUUCUCGCCUAUGGCCGUCGGGGUGUAGGCACUCAGAAUGUGCAGACACUUCAGACACGCCAGACGCCGGGUCACUGCAACCACACACAACACACGCAACUCAACACCAUACGAUCGACACAUACAUGCCCCCUGCCGUCCACCCAUCCACUGGCUGUCUCUCUGACUCACGCACCUGUCUCACGUGUGUCGUUUCUCGCGCCGUCCUGUGAGCUGAGGAAUGAGUUGAGAAUGCGCGAGGUCCACGGUGCGAGCAUGGCCGAGCGGUCGCGUCUGUUGGUGCGCUUGGAUGUGGCCCGCUUGAAGAGUCUGUCGAGGAAGGACUCGGUGGCGCCGUCCAUGGCCGUAGCUGCCUUCAUGUUGAUGUCCAUGAAGAUGAUGCACGCCCGGUCGCUCGCACUGCCGGCCGAGCGGCCCUGGUCGAACCACAGCUGGUAGAAGAUGUCCAGGAUCUUGUCCUGCACGCUCUCCGUCUCGUCAGACGUCGUCACACUGCACAACGCAAUCGCCACACACACAGCCAUGCAUGUUUGUGUCGCUCUCGUUAGUGACCGGUCGAGGAACUUGUUAGCGGCGAGGCUGCAGACUUUAUCAUGGGCAGGGUUGUUGAGGCAGAACUCCGACAGUAUCUUGAUGGCCUUGGCCCGCACCAGGGGCGACGGGUCGUCCACACGCGUGACCAGUGCUUCGGCGAGCCUCUGGACGGUCUUCAUGAUGGUGUCGCUCUGCUCUUGGCCGGCCCUCGCAGUGUCGCUGUUGCUGUUGCUGUUGCUGCCGUUGUCGUCAUCUGCCGCCGCCGCCGCCGCCGCGGCUGCCGCUGCGUGUAGGCCGGGAUCGUCCAUGGCGUCCUCAGUGAGAGUGGUGGUGUCCUGCCGCAUCGUUGACAUCGAGGCGCUGCGCUCCGUGCCGCAAUCAAACUGAUCGGCGCAUCGAUGCAUGGAUGGAACCGACACACGCACAGAGAGAGAGAGAGAGAGAUGUGUGAAAAGUGUCAGUAAUGACUGAGGUGGCUCUCCUUUCGUACGUGUAUGUCGCCUUUGUGUCUGAAGACCACUUUCUCCAGCAGCUGGAGGGCCCGGUCGCGCACACGGGCAGCGCUGUCCUGACACACCAGACACAGACACACACACACAGACAGCCAGAUCAACGUAUAAGCGGUGCGGCGUGCUCCCUGGCGUGGCCAGGCCUGGCCCGCCUGAGAUGCUGACUGACUGACCUCGAUGCCGACUUCGACAGCGUUGACGAUCCACUGCUCGUAGUAGGAGUCGGUGAUGAGCGCAGGGUUGUCCGUCACGAUGUCCAGCAACGCGCCGAUAGCCGCACGCCUGAUCAACAGAUGGAUCGAUGGACGGAUGACCCACACACACACUCAGAUAAUCCAACGAUAUCUAUCGGCUGGCCGUUGAGUGACCAACUUGAGUGUAGGCUGCGCCCUGUUGUCGAGGUGUUUGAGUAUUUCGUUGACGAGGUUCCUUGGGAUGUUGCUGACGGCACGGGAGUAGAUGUACUUCCAGUAGAGCCGGAUGCCCUUGGGCAUCGGCUGGUACCCCUCUGCCGACCGGCCGCCGCGCACCGCCGACGUCGCCCACUCGGUGAAGUACCAUCGCUCCAGCACCGACCUCUCACUUGUGGCGCUGGCGCUCGUGGCGGUGGCAGAAGAAGACACCGCCUCACCGUCCUGACAGAACACCUUGUAUGAGUCACAUGGGAUGGUUUGUGUGCUGUGCCCUCUUUCUCUCUCUCUCUUUCUCACCUUUGGCUGCUGCUGCUGGUUUGUGUUGUUGCCGUCUUGUCCUCCGUCUUCUGAUGCGGGGUUGGUGUGGUGGGACUCACGGCGGCUGCGGGCGCCAGUCUGAGUGUAUAUAUGUGUGUGUGUGCCCAUGGCAUCCAUCCAUCGUUUCCUGUGUCAGUCAGUUAGUCAGUCAGUCAGGUGUGUACCGACCGACCUGUUUGUUCUGUUUGGGUUGGUCUUCGUCCAUGCAGAAGCACACCAGCGCACACCGCACGUAGUAGGGAUGCUCAUUCGUCAACAUCUGAUGGAUUCAACCCAUACACACACAGACACACAGACAGACACACAGAUAAACAGGACAUACACACAAUUGAUACCCCUCCUGUCUGUCCGUGUUCAUGACGCACGUAGGCAGGUGUGGAGUCGUCAGAGGUGGGGUUGGGCGACUGGCCCGCACUCGGCCGGCCCUUCUUCUUGCUUUUCUUGUUUUCGCCACCGCCGCCGGCACCGGCAGCAGCAGCUGCUGCUGCCGCAGGUGCGUCUGUCUGUGGCUGUUGCGGUGUCUGGUUGAGCGGGAGGGGCCGCUGGAAGGCCGACAGGUCCUGCGGCUGCUCACGCGGCUUCUGGUUGUCGACGAACUCGAGCAGGAACAGACGCAGGGCGAGGUCGGCACUGAUGAAGCCCGUGUCGGCCUGCACGGCCGACUGGCCCCAUGGCUGAUGCAACUGGCUGCUCCUGAUGGAAUAGACAGACGGACGACAAGAGGCAGGUGCAGCAGGGGGCGAGGGAGGGAUGCGACGAGGUGUUAGUGUUAGUGUGUGUGUGUGUGUGUGUCUUCGGUGGUGCGUUUGUGUGUACUUGAACAUGGCCGUUGCCUGUCUGCGGAGAAAAGAGGGGUCACAAUCAGUGUCAAUGCCAGCAUGUGGUGGCAGCUUGGGGAGAUCCAGGGGGUUGGCCAGCAUCACGCCGCCAGACAGAAUCUUCGUCAAACGACCUACAGCCUGCACACAAGCCAAUGCAGCGCGCACCGCACCACCCCUGUUGUGUGUGUGUGUGCCUACGCACCUACCUUGCCCUUGAGAUGUACACAGAAUUCUCUGACGACGGCUCGUUUGCCGUCUUCAUGGCCUCUGUGGUCGUUCUGCUGCACGACCUCCCUCUCGUGCUGGAACAGCAUGGCGCAGAACCACUUCACAAAGGCGGGAGCCGACGGCCACAUCGGACUCAGACACGCCUACACCCAUCCCAUCCGGCCAUGGACAGACACCACCACACACCACGGCAGUAUGAUUGAAGGGCGGUUGGGUGCUUGUGGUGUGCUGACUGACUGACGUACGUCGCAAAAGUCGAGCAGGAGGUUCUCUGCGAUGCUGCGGUGCUCACCGCUGUCACAGCGCAACACACACCUGGGACCAUUUAUCCAUCCAGACACACCCACACAGGGACAACACACGCCCCCACACCCCUGCAGUAUCUGUGUCUGCUGGCCUUCACAUCAGUGACACCUACGUGUGGUAGAUAUGCGAUGCCAGCUCGUUGGCGGCGGCGCGCAUGUCCCUGGCCUUGUCCAGGAGGAGGUCCUUGCGCCUCUUGGCCUCGGCGUGGAACUGCUCGGACCGAUCUGCUUGACCACACACGGAAUGCGCCAACCUGUACCCCACCCACAAAGGGAGAGCCACAGCGAGCGUACCGUACAGCCAGCACAUGGGUGGUGCCUCCCUCCCUCCCUCCCUCCCUGUGUGUCUGAUAGAUAUCACUGACUGACUGACCUCAUCAUGACUUUGGCGUGUCGGCUGAGGUCACGGUCGGGGUCGCACUGGCCACGCCGUCUGCAGGCAACAGAUCACAUGUGUACACAUGACUGACAGGGAUGGGGGGAUGUGUAUUGAUUGGCCGGGAGUGACUGAGUGAGUGAGCACCUUGAUCCGCCGAGUUUGCCGGUCAUGGGCACGUCAGCUAUCUUGGCAGCCGCAUCCUGAUCGACACCACCCACCCACACGCGAACACACCACACACCAACAGUGAGACAUGGCUGGGUGGAGCCCCCACCCGAAACAGUGAGUGCCGCAGGUCGCGGAAACGACAGCAGAUCUGCUCACUCGGUCGAAGGACAAAAAAAGGAAACAGAGAAGACACGCUCUCUCAUCGGGCGGUGCCGCCGUGUUGAUUGGGCUUCGCUUCUGUCUUACGGUGACGAUUAUGUCAAUAGCGUAGGGCGCGACGGCCUCCUUGGCCUCAGACAUGAAGGCCAGAUCGAGACACGCCGUGAUCAGCUGCACACACAAAGACACACACGCAUCCAAUCCACCGAUACAUCGACAAGUGGUGGGCAAGGGCAGGCAGGCCGACCUACCUGGUGUUUGAUGACGUCAUUGGGAGGGGCCACACACAGCCGCUCGUGCAGGCGCUUUCACACAUAAAUGACCACACGCAGACAGACAAACACUUGAAUGGUCAGUCAACAAGCUCGCCGUCCGGCGGCUGUCUAUCUGUGUCGUCAUUUUUGUCAUCAUCGCUCACAGACCGACCGACCUUGAGGACGUGUAUGAGCCGCUCCACCAGCACGUUGACACUCGCUUGCGACAGGCUGACGACAGACGCACACCACACCAUGCAAUCAAUGCACUAACUCUCAAGGGACGCACUGCCACACACGCCAUUCGUCCAUCGUGCAGCUCAGCUGGCUUGCCGACAUUUUGUUCAGGUUGACUUGGACGGGCUUGCCAAACUUGUCUGCAGGCAGGCAGGGGACCGUACACACGUGUGUGUGUGUGUGUGUGUGUUGAUCGGUUGGCCCUCACUGACUGACUGACUCACCGACGGUGUCGACGGCGGAGGGGAUGGUGGUGCGCGAGUGGACCUUGAGCAGCUGAACCGCAGACGCCUCGAGCUGAGCAACCGACCGACCGACCAACGGACACACACAGACAGGCAGGCAGUUUCCAUUCUCUGCUGAGGUUCUAUUGGUUACAUCUUCUUUGGCGACGGAGCUUGUGAGGCCUGGGAUGAGGGUGCCCUCCAGAUAGCACCGGAGGUACGCAAGCGACGCAUUCAAACACCUACACACACACAGCACAACAGGACAGGAGCACACCACACCACACCAUCGACAAUGUGUGUAUCCCGCUGACAAUAGAUAGAGCGUACACACCUGAUGUCAUUGUCUGCGGCAGCGAGGAAGUCCUUGCUCUUCCAUGCGGCCGUCCCGUCCUUUGUGGCCACACUCUUGCGCACCGCAUCCUACACACACAGAUGGACACACACAGAUGGACACUCAGACACACCACGACUGGUGUGUGCGCCAUGCACACAGACCGUGAGAUUGACGGCUGGUUUGAGCGUCGCCGCGGUCUUCAGGAUACCGCCGAAGUCCUUCACCAACUCAGACAACUUCGCCCACCCACCCACACACACACAUGCACACGCAUCUGUCCAUGCGUGGACGUGGGCGUGGUUGUGGUUGCUAUCUACCUGGUUUGCGAGCGUCUGUGUGACUCGGUUAUCGUGCAUCAUUGCACGGUACCUCCGCACCUUACUCGCCAGCCUGCCAACAACACAGACACCGCGCACACACACACACGAUAGAUGGGAACCUCUCCAUCUGUUGUCUGUCUGUCUGUCUGUCUGUGUCACUCGAAGACGGUCGUGUCGAGUGCGAUGUAGCCCUGCGGCCCCGGGCUGGUACUCCUGUGUGAGUGACAACAACACGCAGGACACAUCGAUGGUGUGUGCGAGAGAGGUGGCGAUCCACUCAUAUGUGCCUUUCAUGCCCUCACUCACAGCUUCUGUUUCAGCAGGGCGGCAAACUGCUUCACCUCCUCCAAUAUGUCGAUAUCUGACACACACCCGUCACGUCCAUCACACCCACACACCACACACCACCCACCAGCACACAUCCAUCUAUCCAUCCAUAGAUAGCGCCCCUCCCCACCGCUCACUGACUGACCGCUGUUCGGUGCCAUGUCCAGGUCCUCCGUCCGCAUCACCACCAUCAUACAGUCCUCCUCGCCAUCCUCAUCCUCCUCUCCCACACCAACAAGCGGCUGGGCUGUGGAUGCGGGCGCACCAGCACCACCACCACCAGGAGCAGCAACAGAAGCAGCGGGUGCCACCGCAUGUGAGUGUGCAUGUGCCGCUCUGGCGUCGGGAGAGCGUGGCGCCGAGGCGAGGUGGGUGUUCUCGGUGUGUGGGAGGGAGGGGUGGGGAAUGGGGUGUGGCUGGGGGAGUGGCACCGACACCAUGUCGAUGAACGACCGGAGGUCCUGGCGGGAGACGAUCGGGUCAACCUGCUCACUGUUGAGAGCGUAGCGCAAUUAACCACACACACACAACACACGCACAGCACAGCACAGCACAUGUGGGGAAGCAGUGGAUGGAUGGAUGGAUGGUUGGCCAGCACCCACUCCUUAUAUGUACCUUGGGUAGCCCUUGUUGACGAGCUGUUCCCUCAUCUCCUGCCACUCCUCCGCCGUCCAGCUGAAGUUCAUUCUGUUGGCCGUCGGCGCGGGGUUUGGGUCGUGCAGCAGCGGGUCGUUGUGCGGACCGCUCCUGCCGCCGCCCAGGAUAGAUCCGGUCGUCAACAGCUCGAACCGACGGCUGCUCAUCCUCCGAUGUAUCACAUCAGCACACCGCCAUCGUCAACUCUUGAUGAGCAAGGCCGCUAACACGCAACACAGCAAGCAACACAGGCUGUUGGAGACGGCCAAAGAAGACGCUCGAAACGAUGCAGACGAACGGGCAGUGUACCACUGAGGCUGUUGGUGCGGCCCUCACUGCGACGUUCGAU
Vitrella brassicaformis is the source of this 11087-nucleotide messenger RNA. Lineage: Eukaryota; Vitrellaceae. The record is from the annotation of a GenBank genome assembly.